UAGUUGUCUUCUUCUUUCCAAUUCAAGAUGGCAGCGUCUAUCAGGAAGUGAUAAAAACAACCCACUAAGAACUAACAGAAAAAAAUCCUGUUUUGGUCGGGUAAUAAUACCGUUGCUGUAGAAGACGUCUGUGGAAGGCCAUCGGGUGUACACAGAGUAUCGUUUAAUUCGAGGUCAUGGGUGACGAGCGUCCGUGGUAAAGCCUGUUGAUUGGACGAGCCGCGCGGGGGUCCUCCGCCAUGUGUGGGCCCGUAGCCUGAUGCCCACCCUCCCCACGCCUCUCGCCAUGGACGGGGAGAACUACCUGCACCCGGAGGGGCCGCAGCUCGACAGCGCCCUCUACGGGCUGGUCGCCUCCCCGCUGCUGCACACGGCCAUGGAGAGCCAGAUGUACCCCUCUAACUCCUGGGGCUUCUCCCAGCAGGCAGCCUAUAACUUGCACUGUCCUAUGCAAUCUGGAAACCAGCAAUACCACUUGAAUAGCCCUUCGGAUAUGCAUAUUGAAAUGUUCAACCCUCCACCUUUCCCCGAUGUGGACUUCUCCUCCCUCAGCCUCCCCCGGAACGGAGACUUCCCCGCGGACCUCUCCUGCAUCGAUGAUCUUUCCAACACCUCGCUCUUCUCCUCUCCUGCCGACUCCCUGUCCGAGUACACAGACGCCGCCGACUUCCCCAGCAUCGGCAACUACGUGCCCACGCUAUGGGACAUAAACACGCCCACGCACAGCCAGCUGGAGUUGAACACCAGCAGGUUUGAGGGCUUGAGCAGUUUGGAGGAUAUCUCUGCCAUUAUCAACACCCCGCCUUUGGGAGCAUACCAGCCGCCCCAGCCGCCCCAGCGACCCCAGCAGUCCCCAGAAGAGGAAGAGGAGGUGGACGAAGAGGAGACAGAGGAGCUCGGGCACGUGGACACGUACGCGGAAUACAAACCGUCCAAAUCCACGAUAGGGAUCUCGCACCCGGACAUCGUCGUGGAGACCAACACCCUGUCCAGCGUCCCGCCUCCCGACAUCACCUACACCCUGUCCAUUCCCGAAACCACUAUCAGCAAAGGUCAGCUGUCUGCCCUGCAGCUGGAGGCCAUCAUCUACGCCUGCCAGCAACACGAGGUGAUCCUGCAGAACGGCCAGAGGGCGGGCUACCUGAUCGGAGACGGCGCCGGCGUGGGGAAGGGCCGCACCGUGGCCGGGAUCAUCCUGGAAAACUACCUGAAGGGGAGGAAGAAAGCGCUGUGGUUUAGCGUUUCCAACGACCUGAAAUACGACGCCGAGCGAGAUCUGAAAGAUAUCGAGGCUCCCUGCAUUCCCGUGCAUGCCUUAAACAAGAUUAAGUAUGGCGACACAGCUACCUCAGAAGGAGUGCUCUUCGCGACGUACUCCGCCCUGAUCGGGGAGAGCCAGGCGGGGGGGCAGCACCGCACCAGGCUCCGGCAGAUCCUGGACUGGUGUAAGCCGGGCUUCGAUGGAGUCAUCAUAUUUGACGAGUGCCACAAAGCCAAAAACGCCACGUCCACCAAGAUGGGCAAGGCCGUGCUGGACCUGCAGAACAAGCUGCCGCUGGCCCGCGUGGUGUACGCCAGCGCCACAGGUGCUUCUGAGCCAAAGAACAUGAUCUACAUGAGCCGGCUGGGGAUCUGGGGAGAGGGGACCCCCUUCAAAAUCUUCGACGACUUCCUGCACGCCAUCGAGAAGAGGGGUGUGGGCGCCAUGGAGAUCGUGGCGAUGGACAUGAAGGUGAGCGGCAUGUACAUCGCCCGGCAGCUCAGCUUCUCGGGGGUGUCCUUCCGCAUCGAGGAGAUCGGCCUGGACAACGACUUCAAGCUCGUCUACAACAAAGCUGCCAAGCUGUGGGCGGAGGCGCUGGCGGUCUUCACGCGGGCGGCGGACGAGCUGGGCCUGGUCUCCAGGAAGUCGCUGUGGGGCCAGUUCUGGUCCUCCCACCAGCGCUUCUUCAAGUACCUCUGCAUCGCCGCCAAGGUGCGCUGCCUGGUGGAGCUGGCCAAGAAGGAGCUGGAGGCGGGAAAGUGCAUCGUGAUUGGGCUGCAGUCCACGGGGGAGGCGCGCACCAGGGAGGUCCUGGACGAGAACGACGGGCACCUGGACAGAUUCGUCUCGGCGGCGGAGGGUGUUUUUCAGUCGCUGGUGCAGAAGCACUUUCCGUCGGAGAAGCAGAAGAGAGAAAAGAGCGCUGGAAACAAAAGAAAACGCAAACCCAAGGGCCGGCCGCCGAAGUACCCCAAGCACAGCGCGGAGGUGGGGAUCGUGAUCCACAUCAGCGACGACAGCAGCACCGAGUCGGACGGGCCGGACAGCGACUCCAACUCCUCCCCCGAGUCCCUCAUGGACAACGACGACGUCAUCUUCGUCAACCACACUAACUGUCACACUGCGAAGAUCGAGGAAAUGAAGCAAGAUCUCCUGAACAAGAUUUCUGUGCUGGGAAAGGAACUACCUCUGAAUACUCUGGAUGAACUGAUAGACAAGUUUGGCGGUCCAGAGCAGGUCUCUGAGAUGACCGGGCGGAAGGGUCGGGUGGUGCGGAGGCCUGACGGCAGCGUUCGGUACGAGUCCCGGGCAGAGCAGGGCCUCACCAUCGACCACGUCAACAUCAAGGAGAAGGAGCGCUUCAUGUGUGGGGAGAAGCUGGUGGCCAUCAUCUCGGAGGCGGCCAGCUCGGGCAUCUCUCUGCAGGCCGACAAGCGAGUGCAGAACCAGCGGAGGAGAGUGCACAUGACGCUGGAGCUGCCCUGGAGCGCCGACCGGGCCAUCCAGCAGUUCGGCCGUACCCACCGCUCUAACCAGGUCACUGCGCCGGAGUACAUCUUCCUCAUCUCAGAGCUGGCGGGGGAGCGCCGCUUCGCCUCCAUCGUGGCCAAGCGGCUGGAGAGCCUGGGGGCGUUGACCCACGGAGACAGGAGGGCCACGGAGUCCAGAGACUUGAGCAAAUACAACUUUGAAAACAAGUAUGGCACCAAGGCUCUGGACAAGAUCACCAAGGCCAUCCUGGGGCACAUCGAAAGCAAAGUACACCCUCCUAAAGGGUACCCAGGGGGCGACGCCAUGUUCUUCAGAGAAAUGAAGCAGGGAAUGAUGGACGUUGGAAUAUUCUGCAAAGAGCCUCGCUUUGGGAUCAGUACUGAAAAAGACUGCAGCAUCACCAAGUUCCUCAACCGCAUCCUGGGCCUGGAGGUCCACAAGCAGAACUCGCUCUUCCAGUACUUCACCGACAACUUUGACUACCUGAUCGAGAAGGACAAGAAAGAGGGGAAGUACGACAUGGGCAUUCUGGACCUGGCCCCGGGUAACGAUAAGAUCUACGAGGAGACGCAGGAGAAGUUCCUGACCGCGGGCAACCCUCAGGACGGACAGGUGGUCCUGUACAAGAUCAGCGUGGACCGGGGCAUGCACUGGGACGAGGCGUACAGCAAGGCGCAGACGCUCACCGGCCCCGACGACGGCUUCUACGUCUCUCACCGGCUGAGGGGGAACCACCCCUGCGUGCUGCUGGCCGAGCAGGGCCGGGGGAGGAACCUAAUCCUCUACAAGCCCAACAUCGGCAAGCAGGCCCACCCCGAGAGCCUGGACAACCUGCAUCGUAGGUACCGCAAGGUCACACCAGAGCAGGCCAAGGACAGCUGGGAGAAUCAGUUCACAUUCUCCUUCAGGAAGUGCAGCCACGCUAACUGGAAUGGGAAGUGCAAGCAGGUGGAGGCGGGGCACGAGUGCUGGCAGGGCAUGCGUCUGCGGCAGUACCACAUGCUGUGCGGCGCGCUGCUGCGCGUCUGGAAGCGCGUGGCCGACGUCGUCUCCGACGUCACCAACUCCAGCAUCCUGCAGAUCGUGCGGCUCAAGACCAAGGAGCACAACAAGCAAGUCGGCAUCAAGAUCCCGGAGAACUGCGUGGCGCGGGUGCGGGAGGAGCUGGCGCAGAUGAACAAGGAGGUGAAGCGGCGGCGGAGCGAGCGCGAGCAGCAGGAGCAGCGGGCGCUGGAGGCGCGCCUGGCGGAGGAGCGGGAGCUGGAGCGCCAGAGGAGGCAGGUGAUCAGCCGGUUCUGCGGCGGCCAGCCCACGGUGCUGCCCGGCCUCGCCUCCUCGCUGGCGGCCUACCCCGGCCUCCCCCAGCUGGCCCCCCUGCAGAGGAGCCCUGUCGACGAGAUCCUGGACCUGACCACCAGCAGCCCCUCGCCCUCCCCCGACAGCAGCGGGGCCGGGGGCCUGGGCUUGGACAGCCUCGUCGGGCCUCUAGGGGGCGCCCAGGACCAUUUCAGCCUGGAGUCGCUGAUCUCGCAGACGGUGCUGAGCGGGCAUCACCCGUCGCACCCGCAGCAGGACCUCCUGGACUUUCUGGAGAACCCCGCCCUCAGCCUUUCCUCCGCCUACUCCACCUUCCCUUCCCACACGGCCCCCACCUCCACCGUGCCCCCCAUCUCCACCAUCCUUCCGCCCUCCUCGUCCUCCUCCUCCUCCUCUUCCACCUCCUCCACUUCCUCCAUGUUCUCGUCUGUCAUGGCCCCUUCGGAACACCAAGCGAACCCCUUACCCAACGGCCACUGCAGCGCGGACCUCUUUAACGUACGAGAGGUCUUGGACAGCAUGUUGCGGACCAACCCGGACCGGCAGUCUGUCAUCCAGUCUCGGACACCAGACUGGGACGGCACGCCCACGUCCCAUAGCCCAUAUGCACACACCAGUUUCCUCCCCCCGCCCCUCUGAACCCGUCCCUGACGCCUGACCGCCUGACCCCCUCACCUCAGGGCCAGGGGUCACCUCAGCACUGCCUGUAGUGUGGAUGUCGCUUUGAAUUUCUCUUUCAGGAGUGCAAAUAUAGUUUGGGAAUUCCUCCUUUGAGAAAAUGGAAAAAGAAAAAUGUCCACCUAGCCCCAUGAUCUCUGUAGGAGUAUUUCCCUCAAACAAGAAAACUAGAACUUCUAUUUCCAAUUCACUUAAACGUAUAUAUAUUUGAUGUUUUCCCUGAAUACCUCUCAAAUAAUUAAUCCAGUAAAUGCCGUGUUUUGCAAGAUAUGGGGUCCUUUAUAUGGAGGCAGAGCUCCAGAGGUUCCCAUCAGUCAGAGUUUUCCCAAACUGUGUGUGCAGCCUAGGAUUUGUCUGGAGAUCAGACUCAAAUCUGUCUGGAAAUCAGACUCAGAUCUGUCUGGAAAUCAGAUUCAGAUCUGUCUGGAAAUCAGACUCGGAUCUGUCUGAUUUGAUCUGUCUGGAGAUUAGACUCAGAUCUGUCUGGAAAUCAGACUCAGAUCUGUCUGGAAAUCAGACUCAGAUCUGUCUGGAAAUCAGACUCAGAUCUGUCUGGAAAUCAGACUCAGAUCUGUCUGGAAAUCAGACUCAGAUCUGUCUGGAAAUCAGACUCAGAUCUGUCUGGAGAUUAGACUCAGAUCUGUCUGGAAAUCAGACGCAGAUCUGUCUGGAGAUUAGACUCGGAUCUGUCUGGAAAUCAGACUCGGAUCUGUCUGGAAAUCAGACUCGGAUCUGUCUGGAGUUCAGACUCAGAUCUGUCUGAAAAUCAGACUCAUAUCUAUCUGGAAGUCAGACCCGUCUUUAGAUCAGAGAGUCUGGCAGCAGAACACAAGAAUCCAUUCUUCGUUUGGGAGAUUUACACCAAGCUAACUGACCAGAGACCCACGAGGUCCCAAUGCCUCUAAUGUUGAGAGUCUAGUUUCCAGGUUUUCAUUGUUCUAAUGAUGUCACUGCCUCCAUAGAAGUACUCCAUCCCAUCCAAACAUCAGUCACGUUUCUGACAUCACAGCUCAAAAAACCAUCCCGUAAGAGUGACAUAUUUAUGUCAGUUUGUCAUGAAUAUUUUCAGAUUUGGGUUGAAAUAUUUAAUAUGAAAUUUUAUCUUUAAACUUUUCAAACUAACAAAAAGAACAUAUCUAUUUGUACCUCAGUGUGUUUGCUGCCCCCACCCAAGACCACAGCACUCCCUGCUGACCAAACAGGGCAUAAGCAGGAAGGUGUGAACGGGGAUCGAGAGCCAUAUGUAAUCUUUCUCGCUGGUUUUCAUGCGAAGGUUCGCCACAAAGCUGUCUUUUGUGUCUCUCUCUGUGUUGCGAGGGCUUCGGCCUGCUUCAGUCGUCCUUGCUUUCGACCGGUACUGAACCGAAUGCCUCGUGACCGGUGGACGGAGCUGAAACUGGACCGCGCCUGCGGUUUCAUAAUGUAAGGCUCCUUUACGCAACGCAGGCCCCGACGUGAGCCCCUCGAGCCAUGGCAUCGACGUUUCGCCUGCGUCCCUCUCCCAGUCCAGUCCUCAGCGUAGAAACUGCACAGUCAGCUUGCACAGGCUUUUCCCCAUAUCUGGUUUCAAUAUUUAAAAAAAUAAUAAUAAUACUAUAAUAAAAACAGCCUACUGUUAUAACAGUGCCUUCCUUUGGAACAUGUUAAAAAAUGCAGUCGUUCAAAUACAAAGGUUUAUGUAUAUAUUUGUACUCAAGAGUAGUGCUACCAUAUUUAUUAUGAUUUCUAAUUUAAGUCUCUUUACUCCCCCCCCACCCCCCACCUCCCACCCUGCCUGACGACUGUGCAGCAGGGAGUGAAUUUGGACCUUUCACAAAUUAGUUUAAUUUUUUUUUCCCCCACCCAUUAUGACACAUUGAUGCUCGUAAUGUGACUGCUCUGGAUCGCUUUUACUUUUGAAAUUCUCAAUUCUCAGGAAAGUCUGAAAUUAAUUGUAUUUUCCCCCUGUCCAACAUUUAAACUUUUAAAAGUUUUUAAGCCUAUUUGUUUCAGCCCUCCUCUUGAAUUUCAGGUAUCAUAAUGGAUGAGUAGACGACAUUACUGUGUUGUCACAGCACCCUAAUUGGUUAACAGAUGCCCAAGUUUUCUCGCUCCUCUCCUGGUCAACCUUAAUAAAAGCAAUAAGGUCUACACGUAUAAAAGCGAAAGUACUGUUUACACUCAGCAGCUGAAGGUUGAAAUUUGCCUCUUGAGGGGAAAAUUGGACUCUUCUUAUUGCAUUUUAUCUUUAGUGCUGGUUGCACCUGCUGCAAAUCCAUAAGACGGUGUAUGGAAAAGAAGAACGAAUCGGUCCUUUAUGUUAGAAUAAAGGCUUGUCCUCUAUUGUUGUAAAGAAAAGUGGGAUGAGACGCAAUGUGUUGUUAUUGAUAUUGUCCUUAUUAUUAUUGUCACUUGUAUCAUUAUUGUUAUUUAUAUUUAAGGGACAUUCUACCAGAAAUAGUUUAGGUUAAUAAUUUUAGGUUGUAAUCCUGUUUUUUUUUUUUUUUUUUUUUUAAGUUAAUAAUACUUUUAAAAGUUGACUAAAGGUUUUGUCAGGGACUUUUUAGAAAAAACAAAAUGACUUUAAACAAAAUAUAUCUAUUGUAACCUGCCACCAAAUAUAUUGCACUGUUCUGUACUGCUGUUCUUGUUUCCCUAGUUUCUUUUCCCUUUUUUUGCUGACUUUUAGUAGAAUUAUACUUAUUUAUGAUUUAGGGGGUUUUUUUUCAGUGGGAGCUUCAGACUGCAGAGUGAUACCAAAGUAAAUCGCACCUGAAGUUUCCCGGCUGCAUUCAAACCAUUCUUAAUCUCAGGAAGAAAUCUACAUAAUAUAUGUAUCUGCGAGUCCUAUUGAAAUGCAUAGCUACGGUUUCACUGGUAGCCAUGACAACCGGGAAUCACACCAACAAGGAAAAAAAAACUUGUGCUACUUUUUUUUCAUUCUGCAGUGCAACUCUGAGAACAACAUGCUGUCUUUUUUAUGUUUGAGACUUGAUAUUUUUUGGUCGUGUCCUUCAGUGUUGUGAUUUUUUUAUUAUAAUUUUUUUUUGGUGUGGGGGAGGGGAUUUUUAGUGUGUUUAUGCCUUCUUUGAGCAAAGAUCAGAAGCUUUUUCUAAAAAAGGAUCAUUUAGUUGUUUCUGUCUGUUUGUCUGUACGGAACAGUUUAGCUGUAGGGCUAGAGACCUGGGAACAUGACAGUCCCCCCCACCAACCACCACCUGGUCCCGUCAGCUUUGUCUGUGUUACGUUGGUCUGUCCUCAUGCUGCGGAACAGUGGUUCUAAUCACAACCUCCCCCGUCUUCUUUCUCCAGCGCACACUCAGUGCUCUCUCUCGUUCCUGUGGCUUCUUCACAAAUCAGUCCUGAGGAAUCUGAGCUCGUUUGGUCGCCCCUAAUCUUAUACUCUUCUUGUACUCCUGUAUAAGUACGUCUCACACUCGCGGCUUUCUGCCAAACCCAGCCCAAGUAAACCCAAAGAAAGAAAUGUAGGCGUGGUGUCAGGCAGUACACGGGCGACGCCCCUUAUAUUGUGAAGCACAUUCGACUUCACCUUUGGUGACCCCUCCCAUUAGUGAUGGCUGGCUUCAACCCUUUCCUUUCUUAAAUACAGAAUGAGCAACAUGGCAAUAAAGCCUGGGCAGAUAGACAGGGAAAAGGGACAGGCUGCAUUGAAGAGAAAUACUUCAGAAACUACUUUUUCCACCUCAGAAACUGUCCAGUUUGUCCUUGUCUUUUUUUAUCUUGCACUCGGAAUGGCAUAAUCAGCUCUUGUUGCCUAUUAUGUGUAAUUGUGAGCUGCAAGCCUGUCAUGUUCCUUUCCUUUCCCUGCAUUGUAUUUUAUAUGUUGUAGCCAUCUUCCUUUUCUUCUCACCCUGACAGAUAAAACAAAGUAUGACAUUCAAGUAAUUUAUUGCUAACAAUGAAAAACGAAACAAACAUGCUACUGAUUGUAUGUAUUUUUUAAACAAAGGCUAUUUUUUCUGUAAAACUGUGUUUAGCACUUUUAUUCUGGGUUUUGCUUUUGUUUUUCUAUAUAUUUAUAAUUUAGAUGGAAGUGUAUAUAUUGUAAAAAAAAUUGUGCCUUUCAACUAAUUCUUUACAGAUUUUCUACUCAUAACAGAAGGAAGGAAUAUAUUGUAAUGCAGUCUUGACUUUGUUAACAAAUAAAUAUUCAAAGAUUGCGGAA
Molecule: messenger RNA, 8915 nt
Organism: Anguilla anguilla (European eel)
Lineage: Eukaryota; Metazoa; Chordata; Actinopteri; Anguilliformes; Anguillidae
Gene: sbno2b
Product: protein strawberry notch homolog 2
Exons: 32
Coding region: 260-4711 (1483 amino acids)
Biological process (GO): regulation of DNA-templated transcription
Cellular component (GO): nucleus
Molecular function (GO): histone binding; chromatin DNA binding
Source: RefSeq, a predicted model, not a curated record